AAAUACAUAGAGAUUUUCGGACUUUUUUCGCUCCCUGCACUAUGUUACAGUAAGAGUGUUACUACACGUCGGCACGCCCUAAGUCGCGUUCCGAGUCGUUGUCUUCGAUUGUCGCUUAUCACUGACAACCGCCUGACCUCAAACCGCUGGCAGCCAUGUCCAAGGACCCCGCGGCGCACGCGUUGGCGUUCCGCGUGAUGCGCCUGUGCCGCCCCGCGCUGCAGGCGGACCUUCCGCUGCGCUGCUCCGCGCACGACCUCUGGCUGGGGGAGGAUGACCCUCCGCUCGCCUCCUCCGCGCCCCCGCCCCCCGACGACGCCGUCAGCACCGCCGCCUCUGGUCUGGGCGGCUCUGGGCUGGGCGGGACUGCGGGGGCGCGCGCGAGUGCAGGUGAUGGGGGCCCGGGGCGCGGAUUGGGUGUGGUGGGCGCGGCGACGGCGGCGGCAGACAGCGACAAGUACUUCGCGAGCCGCGUGGAGCUGAGGUCGCCGUUGGACGCGCUGGGGCUGUCAGGCAUGCUCGUGUUGCCGCAGUCGUUUGGGUCUAUACACCUGGGCGAGACGUUCUGCAGUUACAUCAGCGUUGGUAACCACAGCGACCGCCAUGUCAGCAACGUGGUGAUCAAGGCGGAGCUACAGACGGAGCGGCACCGCGUGGUGCUAGCAGAUAACACGAGCAGCCCGCUGGAGCGCAUUCAGGCAGGCGGCAGACACGACUUCAUCAUCGAGCAUGACAUCAAGGAGCUGGGGUCGCACACGCUGGUGUGUUCGGCGCACUACAUCGACUUUGGCGAGCACAAGGUGCUGCCGCAGUACUUCAAGUUCAUGGCUGCCAACCCGCUGUCCGUCAAAACCAAGGUGCGCACGAUCCGCGAGAGCACGUUCCUGGAGGCGUGCAUAGAGAAUGGCAGCAAGGCGUCGCUGUUCCUCGACCAAGUGCGCUUCGAGCCCACGCCCGCCUGGCAGGUGUCCCAGUUGGAGCCGGAGUUCACGGGCAAAGAGGAGGAGGAAGAGGAGGACGCGGAAGAGGGGGCGCGGGAGGAGUGGGGAGGGGCCGCAGUGGCGGAUGAGGCGGACGACACACUUGCAGGAGUGGCGUGGAGUGAAGUCAGGGCCCUCUUCAAGCCAGUGGAUCUGAUCCGGGCCAACGGUGGCACGCGCCACUUCCUCUACCACCUCCACAGAACGCCCCCGCCCCCUGCGGGCGCUGGGGGAGGGGGGGCGGGGGAGAGCGGGGGUGGGGGAGGGGCGAAGGUGGAGGGGGGGAACACGCUUGGGCGGCUGGAAAUACUGUGGCGGUCCACACUGGGGGAGCCGGGGCGACUGCAGACGCAGCAGAUACUGGGCAAUCCCAUAGCGCGCAAGGAGGUGGAGCUGAAGCUAGUCAGCCUGCCCAACAGAAUCGUGCUCGAGCGACCCUUCCUCGUGCACUGCCGGGUGCACAACAACAGCGACCGUCCCCUGGGCCCACUGCGCAUAGUCAUUGCCCGGGACGAGCCUGUCACUGGCAGCACCCCCAGAGCGAUCGUUGUCAGCGGCCCCUGGACCAUGACCAUCGUGAGCAUCGCUUCAAACUCUUCUGCCGAUUUCAAUCUGUCCAUGGUGGCUCUAGCUAGCGGGGUGCACAAGAUAUCAGGCGUGGGGGUGGUGGAUGCGCGGGAUUCCAAGCCAUAUGAUGCACUCACUCCCACUGAGGUGUAUGUUGAAUUGCAAUGACACGUGUACAAUCAGAAGGAUGCAAGCUCAUUGUAUCCGGUAGAGCAUUUUUCUGUGUUUCCUUGAUUUAUGAUGAGGUUAAAUACAAACCAGGUCGGGAUUCUUGUUUUGCAAGCCGUACAGAGUCACCACUAGUUACGAAUACUCAACAAGACUAUUCUAGUAUUCAUGUCGGUAUGAUUUUGUAAUUAGGGUAGUGCAUGAUGUCAAACAUGUUUAGUUAUCAUGCUUGUAUAGACUGUAUAGGGUUAUCUU
Closterium sp. NIES-67 is the source of this 1970-nucleotide messenger RNA. NCBI's taxonomy places the organism in Eukaryota, Viridiplantae, Streptophyta, Zygnematophyceae, Desmidiales, Closteriaceae. The record is from the annotation of a GenBank genome assembly.